UCUGUCUUACGUCAGUCUCCUCGAACUAAUCAACAUUCUCACAACCCACAAAAGUGAAAAGGGAGAAAGGAAAUUGAUGCGCGCUCCGACUACAGCAUGCGUGGGAUACGUGUGUCGCUUUUAGACGCAGCUGAUAGUUUGACCGUUUCCAGUGUGCAUCUGUGGUUUCUUGAACAUCUUGUGGAGUUGUGACAGUUAUGUCAGUUUCUUCUACGUCAAAAAUCUGCUUAAUCGCAGUGGCUUUGGUACUCAUAGCUUGCAAUGUUGUGUGCAUUGCUUGGUUUUUGGUGUCAAAGGCGCAGUCAUCCAUUCAUCCAACCAAGGAAUAUAUGUAUGUAUUAAAGUUGAGCCCAGAGAGCAUGCCCAGUGUUCUUGGAAACAUAUCCUCAAAAGCACACUGCUUCCUUAAAGUGUCCAAGGACGACAGCUACACAGCACAGCUCGGUCCAGUAAAGUGGGACCAGGAGAGCAAUCCCAGGGGUAUGUCCCUGGAUGCAAACGGGAAAGAUAUCAUUGUGAAUGAUGGUGGAUACUACAUAGUGUUUGCACAGGCCGUAUUCAUGGGAGGGAACUACACUGGAGAAGGCUCUAGUCUACGGCUCCAGCUGGACACGAACGAUGACACAGGCCACCAGUUCGCCGUAGUCUGGGACGAGAGAGAGGUCAAGCAUGAGCAGAUGCUGCGGCUGAGUUUUCUGGUGCUGGUGGAGCUGAGGGGAAAGCAGUACAUACGUGUGCAGGCCAGGCACCGGAACAGCUUCAUCUACAACACACCCAUCUCCACCUUCCUCACAGUCAUCAGGUACGCCAACCUGCAGGAUGCCACAAAUGGAAAAUCCGUACACAUUUGACCCUAACCAGCCUCAGGGUAAGGGUUCACCAGCUUCCAACUCACUAUCUGAACUUGUCAUGGGAGGACAUAUUCACCUGCGUUCUCCCUAUUGGAGACCUCUCUGCUUGCCUUGUUGGUGUCCAUGUGACCGCUGUGACAGGACAGUUUACUAUGCACAGAAUACUUGUAGAAAAUAUGAACAUCAGUCAUGCCCUUUAUUAUUGCACAUUCCACAGUACUGGUCCUUGGUUUAUCAGGUAUCAUGGAACUUCAAGUGCCCUGAAUUGUCAAUGUACAUAGUCAGUAUAGCUAUGAUCAGCUCUCAUUAUUAUUUGAAUGGCACUUAGAUUUUAACACAAAUUUAUAGUUAUAACAUUAAAUUAUCACACUUUAUCAUUUUGUUUCCAUUGAUUUCUGUGUUGUAAUUCAUCAGAUCUAAACAAGCUAUAUUGAGGGAAUCUUUAAACCAAAUAUAUGUACAGAUGUAUAUGUAUAUGAACUUAUUGUAAGUUGUUUUUUUGUUAUUUAUCUGGACAUUUUAUUUGGCCUUUUAUCACUGUUCUUGGGUCUAUUCUGAGCUCACACAAGCUCAUAAAGAAAGCAUUGUACAAUAUGUCCCUAAAAUCAUGUAAACCAGUAACUGGUACACAUUGCAUUUGCUCUGAAAGCUACUGACCAUAUGUAUGCUAUCCUAUUGUGGGCCAUUUCCACAUAAGUGGAUGAAAGUCAUUUAUGGAAAGGUUACACACCUAAAGCUGUUUUUUUUUUUUUUUUGUGAAUCCCGUUGAGCAGUUAAACUGCACAUUAUCUAACUUUCUAGGGAUGAAGUUUUGCCAUGAUUGCACAAAGACAAAUGUGUGCAUUUGGGUACUUUGUUCUCAUCCAAGGAAAUAGGUGUGUUACAAAGCUUUCACUUACACCUUAAUUUUGUAAGUAAAUGUGGAAAAAGAGUGAGCGCACAUUUGGUCUUUGAUCUUACAUUCUAAAGAAACACAUGUAACGGCAGCUUUAGAGGACGUGUGUGAGAACAACUCUUGUGAUAAAACAAAGAUGAUUCAUGUUUCAGUUACUCGCCCACAUAUCACACACUUCAAUUGCCUUGACUUAGACAAAGUGUUCUUAAAUUAUAUGUACUUUUGUAGUUUUUUGUGGACGGCGUUUUUUGUUGAAUGUAUUUCAUUUAUGAGGAACUACUGUUCCAGGAGAAUAUAUUUGUAAUUAUCUAUUUAUAUCUAAAUUAAAAAAGCUGUAAUACGUUUACUAACUGUAUUAAUCUGUUGCAAUACUGAUUCAGUGUAUUUAUGUAUUUAUGCCCUUAUUAAGCAUGACAUCAACAAUAUAUAAUUUGUAUAACACA
This is a messenger RNA of Alosa sapidissima (American shad), 2189 nucleotides long. RefSeq lists its product as uncharacterized. NCBI's taxonomy places the organism in Eukaryota, Metazoa, Chordata, Actinopteri, Clupeiformes, Clupeidae. Gene Ontology annotation, molecular function: tumor necrosis factor receptor binding. Gene Ontology annotation, cellular component: membrane. The coding region runs from base 198 to 851 and encodes 217 amino acids. The transcript is spliced from 4 exons. Gene Ontology annotation, biological process: immune response. The record is from RefSeq and is a predicted model, not a curated record.